Penicillium maclennaniae is the source of this 2007-nucleotide messenger RNA. Its product is annotated as protein phosphatase 2A regulatory subunit RTS1. Gene Ontology annotation, molecular function: protein phosphatase regulator activity. Lineage: Eukaryota; Fungi; Ascomycota; Eurotiomycetes; Eurotiales; Aspergillaceae. Bases 1 to 2007 code for a protein of 668 amino acids. Gene Ontology annotation, biological process: signal transduction. The record is from RefSeq and is a predicted model, not a curated record. Gene Ontology annotation, cellular component: protein phosphatase type 2A complex. The transcript has 6 exons.
AUGAAGGGAUUCAGACAGAGAGUGCACGAGCAGUUGUCACGGGCGAAGGAUGCGAACAAGUCGUCGAAGAAGAAAGACUCCAACUCCACAUCCUCGGGCCAGGCAUCUCUCGGAACUACCAAUACACAGCAACCGACAUCGCCCAACCAAGGUACCCCGGCAUCAUCCACAACAUCUCUCAAUGAUGCGCGAAAGUCGCCGGACAAUGCUUCCCCGGGAGGUACCCCAUCCGGGGGCGCCGCCCCAGCCCAGCAUUACACCUCUCAAGGAGCCGGUAUCCCAGGCCAGUCUGCAAAUAAUGGACCAGGUACCCCGACGCGACAAGGACAGCCUGUGGCUCCUAGCGUGAUCAUUAGCCCCAGCGCUCCGGUAAGAUCGCCUUCCCCCUCGGACGAAGCAUGCUCCUCCCCUGGAGCUGCCGAGACGAUGCCUGGAGAUCUCGCACCACCAAGGAAAUCCCACGUAUUCGAUCGCCUUCAGACUACCCCGAAAGAUAUGUCAGAAGGAAUCCGGACCCCUAAGCGCCAGCACUCAUCGCGAUUCGACAUUUCCGACCAGCGCCAACGAGAGCUAGAGAAAUUGCCAGGCUUCCAUGAGGUAGCGCCUAACCGACGCCAGGAGCUGUUUAUGCAAAAGAUUGAUCAGUGCAACAUUAUCUUUGACUUCAAUGAUCCUACGGCAGACAUGAAAUCCAAAGAGAUCAAAAGGUUGGCCCUUCACGAGCUCUUAGAUUACGUCGCCAACAACCGGUCCGUGAUCACUGAGCCCAUGUACCCUCGGGUGGUAGAGAUGUUCGCCAAGAACCUGUUUCGACCCAUUCCCCCACCGAUGACCCCACAGGGCGAAGCAUUCGAUCCUGAAGAGGAUGAGCCUGUUUUAGAAGUUGCUUGGCCACAUAUUCAGGUUGUCUACGAGUUCUUCCUGCGAUUUAUCGAGAGUCAGGACUUCAACACCAAUGUUGCGAAGCAAUACAUCGAUCAUCAUUUUGUGCUACAGCUGCUCGACCUGUUCGACUCAGAGGACCCUCGCGAGCGCGAUUUCCUCAAGACAACCUUGCACCGGAUCUACGGCAAAUUCUUGAAUCUGCGAUCAUAUAUCCGGCGAUCUAUCAAUAAUGUGUUCUUCCAGUUCAUGUACGAGACUGAGAGACACAACGGUAUUGCUGAACUACUGGAAAUUCUGGGCUCCAUCAUCAACGGCUUCGCCUUGCCUCUCAAAGAGGAGCACAAGUUGUUCCUGACCAGGGUUCUGCUUCCCAUGCACAAGGUCAAGAGCCUCAGCAUGUAUCACCCGCAACUGGCCUACUGUAUCGUUCAGUUCCUGGAGAAGGAUUCGACCUUGACAGAAGAUGUUGUUCUUGGUCUGUUGCGCUACUGGCCGAAGACGAACAGCACUAAGGAGGUGAUGUAUCUGAACGAGGUAGAAGACAUCUUCGAAGUCAUGGAUCCGGCCGAGUUUGCGAAGGUGCAGGAGCCUCUUUUCAACCAGCUUGCCAAGUCUGUAGCCAGUCCCCACUUCCAGGUUGCUGAGCGUGCUCUUUAUUUCUGGAACAACGAGUACUUCUGCAACCUGGUGAGCGACAAUGUGGAGACCAUCCUUCCGAUUAUGUUCGCCCCGCUUUACGAGAACUCCAAGGGCCACUGGAAUCGGACCAUCCACAGUAUGGUUUACAAUGCCAUGAAAAUGUUUAUGGAAAUCAACCCACAGCUCUUUGACGAGUGCUCUCACGAGUACACCGAGCAGCAAAACAGCGCCGAUCAGCGAGAGAAGUCCCGACAGGACCGGUGGGACACGAUUGAACAGCAAGCGACAAGCAGAAAAAACGGAGUUCCUCCACCUCCCGCCCCUGUUCUCGACGUGCCCGAGCCAAUCGAUGAGGUUGAGGCUAUGACCAAUGAAAGUCAGAAGAAAUUGAACACUUUGAAGCUCCAGGAAGACAACGAGAUCUCCAAGGAUCGACCUGCGCGGGAAGGAACUCCAACUUCGGUGAGUUCAGUACAUCUCUGA